Messenger RNA from Setaria italica (foxtail millet), 1141 nucleotides. Its product is annotated as ATP-dependent Clp protease proteolytic subunit-related protein 4, chloroplastic. The record is from RefSeq and is a predicted model, not a curated record. The transcript is spliced from 7 exons. Gene Ontology annotation, cellular component: endopeptidase Clp complex. Gene Ontology annotation, molecular function: serine-type endopeptidase activity; ATP-dependent peptidase activity; ATPase binding. NCBI's taxonomy places the organism in Eukaryota, Viridiplantae, Streptophyta, Magnoliopsida, Poales, Poaceae. Gene Ontology annotation, biological process: protein quality control for misfolded or incompletely synthesized proteins. Bases 97 to 969 code for a protein of 290 amino acids.
CAAACCAAACCCCGACUGCGGGGGCUUAUCCGCACUCCGACCGUGCCGCUUCCUCAGCUCAGCUCAGCUCGCUCCCCUCUGCCGUGCUACCUCGCCAUGGAGGCAGCCGCCGCCGCCGCCUUGUCCCCUCCCCGCGUCGCCCUCGACGUGCGCGCCCUCUUCUCCCCGCCCCGCUCCCUCCCGGCCUCGCCCUCAUCCCAGCUCCGCCUCGCCGCCCGCCCCCGCGCGCUCGCCGCCGCCGCCAAGCCGCGGUUCCUGAGCCCCCACCGAGACCCCGCCGUCGACGGCGGCCGCGGCGCCAGGGAUGUCGUCGCGAUGGUGGUGCCGUUCCUGAGGGGGACCGCGUGGGAGCAGCCGCCGCCGGAUUUGGCCUCGUUCCUGUACAAGAACCGGAUCGUGUACCUGGGGAUGUGCCUCGUGCCGUCGGUCACGGAGCUCAUGCUCGCCGAGUUCCUCUACCUCCAGUACGACGACGCUGAGAAGCCCAUCUACCUGUACAUCAACUCCACCGGUACCACCAAGAAUGGUGAGAAGUUAGGUUAUGAGACAGAAGCUCUUGCAGUAUACGAUGCUAUGAGGUAUGUAAAAGUUCCAAUUUUCACCCUUUGUGUUGGUAAUGCAUGGGGAGAAGCUGCUUUGCUCUUAGCUGCUGGUGCUAAAGGUAACCGUGCUGCACUUCCAUCAUCGUCGAUAAUGAUAAAGCAGCCAAUUGGUCGUUUUCAAGGUCAGGCAACAGACGUUGAUAUUGCAAGAAAAGAGAUCCGAAAUGUCAAGAUAGAAAUGGUUAAGCUGCUGGCCAGGCACAUUGGUAAACCAAUUGAAGAGAUCGCUCGGGACAUCAGGCGGCCUAAAUACUUUAGCCCCAGUGAAGCUGUGGAUUAUGGCAUCAUUGACAAGGUGAUAUACAACGAGAAAAUCCAGGAAGACAGCGGUGUCGUAUCAGAACUCAAAAGAUCAAAUUUAAUAUAGUGUUUUUUUUUGUUCACGCAAGUAGACACAUCUUUGUAAGUUUAGUGGCCAGUUACAUGCGUUUGAGCAUUGAUGGGUAGUGGCCAUUCAUUUGCUGGCCGUAGAGCACAUUACCGGAUAGCCUAUGCAAUGCACAUGCGUUUCCUCGAUCACGAUCCUUACUGUUUCAACC